Onthophagus taurus is the source of this 3527-nucleotide messenger RNA. RefSeq lists its product as uncharacterized. Gene Ontology annotation, molecular function: protein binding. The record is from RefSeq and is a predicted model, not a curated record. Lineage: Eukaryota; Metazoa; Arthropoda; Insecta; Coleoptera; Scarabaeidae.
UUUGUGAAGCAUUUUUUUUGAAUCACGUUGCGGUUAAGAUAUUUGGCUAAAAAAUAUAGUCGAAAGAAAAGUGAUGAGCGCGCUUGUAAAAUCAAGGUCGUCCGAGAACAUUUAUUUAUAAAUCUCUGAACAACUUUGUGCGUUAACGUUACGUCUUGUGCGCUCUAAUAAUAAUAUGGACCGCGUAUGCAAAUGAGAUCAUUCAAAAAAAUGGCUCGUGAAAAAAAAAUCAAAGUGUUAACGCUCGUUAUUUUCUUAUGUUUGUUUGGUUGGUUUCGUAAAGUGAAAGCGAGUGAUGUUCCCAAAUUAAAACAUUUCAUACGGGAUGGAAAUAAUGGAUUGGAAGGGGUUUGUAUUGCGUCUGAAAGUGAUGUUUAUUCAGCAACCGAUUGGAGUUUCCCUUUAACUGGAAGACAGGAAGAUCAACCAUUAACAGAAAAUUAUUUUUUACCAAACUUAACCAGCGACAUUGAUUGUGAUUUUGAACAAGGUCAUCAUUGCAUAAAUAAAUACAAAUCUAAUAUAUGGCGAAUCUCUGAGGAAAAUGAUAAGAAAUAUAGGACUAUCUUUGAUUACCGUUGGGAAGAUUUACCAACUUAUAUAAUUGAUAAAACCACUCCUCUUACGGAUAAAAGAAUAGACAUUCAUCAAAAUGUUUCAAUAACAAUUUCGAUACGUAGUAAUGAUGGAUUAAAAAUAUUACUUUGUGAGGGUUGGUUACCCAACAAAUAUGCUUGUUACAAAGUUAUAUUCGGUAUGAUAAACGGAUCGGAUGUUUUUGUUGUUAAUAGUAAAAAUGAAACGAUUACAUCUUAUUCGUAUGAAAAGCCCAUAUUUUCUUUUGAUCAAUGGAGAAGUUUUCAAAUAUCGUUCUUACCUACUGGAGGAAUAAUUUUAAAAGAUUUAAAUGAUGAUGUGGAGAUUAUUAACAUUUUAGAUAAGAAUCCACUAAAAGUUAUAUUUUUAUUUAUGGAGAGUGAAAAUGUAUCACUUUGGAAAAUUCAUCAAAAUAACUUUUUAUACACAAAUCUAACAACCAAUACAACAUUCGGACCUCCAGUUAAAACAACUAGUAAAAAUUUAACUAUUUGUAUGUUAGUUUCAAUGUGUGAAAAUUGUAAACUUAAUUUUUAUUCCAAAGAUGAGAAAACGAUAAAUUUAUUACCAAAAAGUGAAAUUAUUUUGAAAAAUUGGAAAUUAUUCAAAAUAUAUGUAACAAAUUACACAAAAGACCAACUUCAAUUAUUUACUGAAACAACCGGUCCUAAAAACGGAUUUUGGAUGAUUGAUAACAUUAGGAUAUGUUCUGAGAAAGAAUUAAAAUUAAAGGUACUUAAAAAUAAUAAGGGUAUCUUAAAUAUGAGUGAUAACGAAAUUUCGUGUCACGCUCUUUCAAAGCAACAAUGGCGACCAAAACCUUAUUUAUUAAAGUUAGAAGAUGUAGAACUACCAUCACCGAUUAAUUUCUCAGAAAAUACCACUUCAAUUAGGCUUUCUAAUUUAAAUUGGAAACCACAAAGAAUUGGAGAUGAACAAUUACCAUUUAUAUUAAAGUAUCAGGGUCAUCAUCUUUGCCCAGAAAACAACAAUUUAAAAAAUGUUAGUAUAGAGCGAAUAAAAUCCAAUGGGAUACUUUUAGUUGAAGGAAACGAAAUAACUAUAAACAAAUUAAUACCAUACACUCAUUACUCCUUUUCAAUAAUUCAUUUAAUUUAUGCAAAUUUAACGAAGGAAUAUAAAUUAAACACAAAAGAAUUAGCUAGUAUUACUGAAAAUGAAUUGCCAACAAAUGUUAAAAUUAUACCAAACACUUAUAAAGCAAAAAUAUUACGUAAACCAGCGUCGUGUCAUGAUAUUUUUGGUAGAUUGCAAUAUAAAUAUUCUAUAGGAAAUAAAACGAUAUUAAGCAUCAGUGAAAAUCAAGAUUAUACAUCGUUAAAUUCUUUUACUAAUUAUACACUUGAAAUUAAAACGAGCAGAAGUUUUAACGAAUAUUUUAAUAAAGUAUCGACGUUUUACAACUUUACAACCAAACCGGAUGUCGCCAGUUUUGUAUCCUAUUUAGAUGCUUAUGAAAUCACAGAGAAGAGUGUAGCUCUUCGUUAUAAACUUCCGAAAUUAGUAAAUGGAGUACCAGAAAAGGUGAUGGUUCAUUUUUGUACCAGCCUCUUACGAAAUAAGUGUGAUUCAAUAAUAGAAAACAUUACAAAAUGUGCUCAAUAUCCCGAUAUGUAUUGUGUUAAUGUAAAAAAAUUGAUUUCUGGGCAAAUUCAUACAUUCAAAUUAAGUAUAAAAAAUAAAGGUAUUAACGUAUUUGGUAAAGAAGAGAAGAUACAAAAUGUUUUACUAAAAGCUAAUGUUCCUGGUAAAAUAUCUAAUUUAACGUAUAACGUUAUAAACUGCAGCGAAAUCCUUGAAUAUUGUAACCUCAAUAUUUCUUGGACACACCCUUGGAAUCAAUUAGGAGCCAUAACCGCUUUUGAAAUAGUAUUAACUGAAGUUAAUGAAAAUAAAGGUUUAAAUGAAAUAUACACAAUAACUGGGGAAUACAGUCCUACUUAUUAUCAUAUUAUUAAUUAUUUACCGUAUGCUACAGUUUACAUCAUUUCUGUGCGUGCUAUCAAUAAUAAACUAAAAGGAGAUUAUGUUAGUAUAAAAGGAAAAAUUGAUCAUAUAGGAGAUCAUAUCGACCAAAUUCCUAGUACGGUAAAUAUUAAAGAAGAUAGCAUUUCAAUUCAAAUUCCUCCUUUGGAUUUAAGAAUAGAAAAAGCUAUUCUCGUAGUAAUUGUUCAAAAUGAUGUACUUCAACAUAUUGAUGAUGGAUUAUGGCAUAUUGCUAAUGGGAGUUUGUGUAAGGAUGUUGCGGAAACGUGGAUUGCGAAAGUCGUUGAGUUUUCACAUGAAAACCAGUCAUUUGUAAUCGGUGAUGAAUCAAGUGAAUUUUCAGACGAUUAUCAAAGAGAGAUUGAAAAUAAAAAGCUUCUUCCAGACAACGAAUACUGUUUCACUUAUGUCAUUCAUAACGUUUAUAAAAAUAUAAGCCACACGAAAAUUUACCAUAAAUCAGAAAGAACCCUACCAGCUGUUUUGGAAAUAAAAGAAUCUCCAAAUGUUGUUCAAACAAUUAUGAUUGCACUUACAGUUCUCAUAUUAUUUAUGUUGAUUGGUUUUGUAUUAUUUAGAUAUAGAUAUAGAUUAAAAUGCAAUCGACAUUUACAAGAUGGUGAACACGUUUAUGAAGGUAUACCUUUUGAUAACUACAGUGAAGCCAAUGACGCUGUUUAUAAUUCAACUUACGACAAAUUAAUUCAUAAUUAAUUAAUUAAUAUUUUCUUAAUUACAGAAAUAGUGAUGAUUGUGUAAAUAUGGUUGUUUUAAAAUUUAGAUUCUCUCUGUGAUACUAUGACGAUUUUAAAUUGUGUUGCCUCUAUAUGUACUAAAAAAAGUUUAGUAAUUAUAAAAUUUAUUUUAUUUUCGUAGAGUUAUACCUUAAUAGAAAUUAAAGGACAAGAUUUUCGUAUUUUAAA